Messenger RNA from Ixodes scapularis (black-legged tick), 1054 nucleotides. RefSeq lists its product as uncharacterized. The transcript has 2 exons. The coding region runs from base 538 to 1011 and encodes 157 amino acids. The record is from RefSeq and is a predicted model, not a curated record. Lineage: Eukaryota; Metazoa; Arthropoda; Arachnida; Ixodida; Ixodidae.
AUUCGCAUGCAAGCAGGCAACGGAAUGACGAAAACUCGCCAUGUUAUUGCAUUUGGGUGCUGAUUUGUGCCACUUAGCAUGUAAAAAAUGAGCCGGGCCGACGAAAGUCCAGAAACUAACUGGGUAGGUGCGCUCUGGCCAUACAUAUUAUUUGGUCAUAUUUACAUUUGAUACUAUAUGGGACCAUAGAAAUUCUACUAGUUAUCCUGGAUUUUCAAUAAACUGAGGUUCUACUGUAUUACUAUAGUAAUAUACUAGUGUGUGGCAUACGUGGUCUUUCUUUUCCACUUUAAAAUAAUUAGUUUUAACAAACGGUGAUUACAGAAGGUUUUGUCAUCUGAUGAAUAGCAUUAUGCUACGAGUACUGUAGAGCAAUAAAAACCCAUCUUUUGUUUGCAUAUUCCCUUUUUUACUGCUUAUUUUGAUAUCAGCAAUGGGGUACCGAUUUUUUUAAACUUAAGUCAUACAGGUCAAAAUUACAGCAGCUCUACAGGGGAAUAGAGAGAGCCCUCUUCUUGUAUAUUGAAACUGCCUGUCAUGCUGCAGGUUCAUCUCGGCCACGGCAUAACUCUGGCGGAGGCCACGAUGACCCACGCUCUCACCCAUGCGUCCACUCCUGGACGGUUCGUGAGAAUGGUCAGUCGAGGCCUCUGGGAGCCUGCAGCGCUGUUUGACCGGAGCGUCACCGGACAAGCCUGCAGGCGCCUUCUCAAAAAUGGGGCAGUGGGGAAGACGCCCCUCACCCCAGAAAAGAUUGAUGCCGUCAUUGCUGCGUUUGGCUGCUAUGCAGAAAAGCAGGCCAAAAUCAAGAAAGACAAGGAGGACGGCAAGAAAGACAAGGAGGACGGCAGCAACAAGCCAGGUCCCAAGAAAGGCAAAGAGCCGUCCGUCAGGGACGUGGUGAAAAAGCUCUUAGGUGACUAUUUGGUCGAUAAGAACAGGGAAGAGGAGAGGGCGAAGAAGAACACAAAGAACGACCACGAAUCUCCGUUAGCAGUUCCCCCACCCUAAACGCCAGUCGCUUCCGCUUUUCGUCCUUUUUUUUUUUUUUUUU